UAACACUGGAAUCUAAUCUAACCUGACUUGACUUAAUAAAAAUACCCAGUUUAGACUUAAUAAAAAAAUCUAAAAAAAGAUUAUUCGUUUGCAUUAGUGAAACAUAUCUUAAUCGGGCUAAUAAUUUUAGAAAAAAUUUCUUAACAUGGCCAGUAGCAGAUUGGAAAGAAUUGGUACAAUAUUUACCAGAGUUGAAGGUCUUCUUAGCCGAGGAGCAAUGAAACCUGAUGACAGACCCUUGUGGUUUGAUGUAUACAAAGCUUUCCCUCCAAUCACCGAACCUAAAUAUGCACGUCCUAAUCUUGUAGUCAAAGAAAUACGACCAAUCUUAUACAAGGAAGACGUUUUAAGAGCAAAAUUCCAUUCAAACGGUUACGGUUUAGCACCAGUAAGCCUAUUAAAUCAAAGUAAUGAAACUCAAACAAAACGUCUUGUACAGCAAUACGAUAAAUUAAAAGCAGAAGGCAUUCCUGAAGAUGAAAUCAUUGAGAAAGCCGCACAAGCAGUAGCCGUCGAACGCCACAGCUAUGCUGCAGAAAAAUUGAAUGUUACACCUAAAAAUCCUGAUUCCGUUACAGCCCAAGUAUUGGCUGAAGCUGAUAUAAAAAAUAUUUUCAACAACAAAUAAGGUGCUGCUUUAUAGAAUCAAUACACAACCGAAACUGUGGUGCUUUAUUACUGUAGUUACAUUAUAAGAAGCUUUAGUAAAAUAAAUGUUUAGUCAUUUUAAAUAGUUCA
Bombyx mandarina (wild silkworm) is the source of this 738-nucleotide messenger RNA. It is a transcript of the gene mRpS23, whose product is annotated as mitochondrial ribosomal protein S23. Gene Ontology annotation, cellular component: ribosome; mitochondrion. NCBI's taxonomy places the organism in Eukaryota, Metazoa, Arthropoda, Insecta, Lepidoptera, Bombycidae. Gene Ontology annotation, biological process: translation. Gene Ontology annotation, molecular function: structural constituent of ribosome. The record is from RefSeq and is a predicted model, not a curated record.